GUCGUAUCUCGCGGGUUGACGACGGAAUGGCUGAAUCUACGGCGCAGGCAACAGGGGGAGGGGGAACAUCUAGCACCGUGACCACAGAGAGUGAGACCCAACCGGAGCACCGGUCUCUGACUCUGAAGCUGAGGAAAAGAAAGCCGGAUAAGAAGGUGGAGUGGACGUGUGACACUGUGGACAAUGAGCAUCUGGGACGACGCUCAUCCAAGUGCUGUUGUAUCUACGAGAAGCAGAGGCCGUUUGGCGAGAGCUCAACAGAGAGCGAAGAUGAAGACGAUGAAGGCUGCGAUAGCGCGCACUGCAUCCGGGGCCACAAAAAGAUGGGAGGAUCUGCUCCUAAACAGACAGCUCCGCCAAGCCGCGAUAGCUCGAGCAGCAUGAAGCACUGAGACAGCCCCGAGGGGGACCCAGUGCAUCGUUUAUUAAAUGCAUACUGAAUAGUUACGAGGGGGGGCCCCGUCUCUUCAUUAUCUUGAGUGACAGCAGCAAAGUGUGGUCCUGUUAUCGUCUCCUUUCACCGGGGCAUCCAGGGCAGUCAGAAGACUUGAGGAUGUAAGGCAUGGUGCAAAUCAGCUGACGGCUGGUUUUAACAUGUUAACCCUGCAAAUGCCAGAGCUGUGUACAAUGUAUUUGGUCACCUCUGUGGCUCUCAAAAAAUGUGUUCUGAAGGCGUAUUUAUGCCUCCAUUUCUACAGCACAACAGCUGCAUGGGAUGAGCCUGGUUGUAUAUGCUGAGUCUGGCUGUGCCGUCUUAAACACUAUAUAAAUAACUGGUGUCCAGUUCCUCUCUCGGCUGUCUUCAACUCUCAAGUGCUGAGGUGCAUUGACCCAUUGAAUGUAUAUGCAUGCCCUAUCUAUCAUUACUUUCUGUCUCCAUCCUCAGUGGAAAGUAUUGUAGUCUACAGAAUGUACCCUUUUCCGUGAAAUCGCCCUCUAAUCCAUUCUGCCCCAGGCUGUACUCGUAAUUUUAAUUAUUUUGGUCCUAUAUUUAUUAAAAUAUAGCCCCGCUGAAGCACUAUGCUAUAAUUAAGCAUAUUAUAUAUCACAGAUCUAUAUAAUACUGGUGCUUAAUCCUCCAUAUAACCAUGACACCAGUUCUUAAGAUGUUGCUUUUAGCCCACUGAGUAAUCGGUUACUCUGCACACUCCUUAGAUUUUACUUUGUCCAAAAAAUAAAAAAAAAUAACUAUUCUUCGAUAAAAACCUUAUGAUGCUCCCUGAGGAACAUCACAUGUAGCAGAUUCCGUUAUCAAAAAAAUACGUUGAGCAUCAGAUGCCCCCUCCAGAGGGUCCAAAGAGCAUAGGACCAUCCAAAUAUAUUAUUUUUUUGCUGUUUAUAGAAUCUGUAUAUUGUGUUUUUUUUCCUGUUGGGAAUUAAAAAGAUUUUGUUUGGUA
This is a messenger RNA of Spea bombifrons (plains spadefoot toad), 1397 nucleotides long. It is a transcript of the gene PPP1R11, whose product is annotated as protein phosphatase 1 regulatory inhibitor subunit 11. Gene Ontology annotation, cellular component: nucleus. The coding region runs from base 27 to 392 and encodes 121 amino acids. NCBI's taxonomy places the organism in Eukaryota, Metazoa, Chordata, Amphibia, Anura, Pelobatidae. The transcript has 3 exons. The record is from RefSeq and is a predicted model, not a curated record. Gene Ontology annotation, molecular function: protein serine/threonine phosphatase inhibitor activity; protein phosphatase 1 binding.